AGGGAAAAAUAACUGCAACCCAGAGGUAAUGAUGGUCACACCCCGAAAAUACAACCAACAUCCUCUUAGGAAAAUAUCAGCUUAUACUUUACAGCUUUGUCUACUAAAGUAAUGACCAGUGUCAAAGGGCUGCAUUUGCUACCCACAGAAGCCACUUGAGAAACACAUGCAGGCACUCCUGCUGUUACUGAAUUCUUGUUUUUAUCCUAAUCUUAUUAAUAUGGACUCCAUGACCAGUUAACACCUGCUGAAGACACAGAACUGCCGCAGAUGAAAUCCACUGGUCAAAACAGAGAUGCAAGAGAACCAAUCUCUCGCUGUUAUGAUCUUAAUUUUUCAAACACUUAAUCAACCACAGGCGUUAGUAUCUCGUCCAGAAAAUGAAAUCAAUGAAACAUUUUUGUGUGCAUUCGUCCUUAGAACUCUGCGAGAGAGGACUGGGGGCAUGGUUUACCAUCACGUACUCUGUUCUCUGUUUCUGUAUUUCCACUUCCUAAGCAAAAUGACAUGCUUUGUUUACAAGUGCAUUUUUUCUGCCUGUAGGCUUUUGGAUCAGCUGCCAAGAGCCAAUGGUGACCUCCUGAAGCACCUUUUGGAGUGCUCCACGACACUGAGCAACACUCCACAUUCAACCAGAUGACGGCGGAUAACUUAGCACGCUGUAUAGCCCCAAGCCUUCUUGGUCCACCUAAUGCCACCGGCUCCCAAUUACAAGAGGACUUCACAAAGAAGAUUUCGCUGGUACAGUUUCUCCUCAAAAACUGCCUCCAGCUCUGGGGAGAAGACGUCCCUUCCCUCUGGGGAGAGCGCGCAGUCGUUCCUGACCAAGUGACAACAGGACAACCCCGCGAAUCAAUGAGAAUUACAGUGGCAGUCAUUCUCAAAAAUCCACAAGGACAGUACGAGGCCAAGUGCCCAUCUACCACGGGUCUGCGCACAUGCCUGUCCACGAUUUUGGAAGUCCUUGAAGAACAGAAAUGGCCCUAAUCACAUUUCACCCUUCCUCUCUUCUGUCUUUAUUCCUCACAUAUUGUUUCACUUUUCUUCCUCCUCUAUUCUGCAUGUUUACCAAGAUUUAUUAAAAAUGCGUUAG
This is a messenger RNA of Camelus dromedarius (Arabian camel), 1093 nucleotides long. Its product is annotated as rho GTPase-activating protein 20-like. Gene Ontology annotation, molecular function: GTPase activator activity. Bases 637 to 987 code for a protein of 116 amino acids. The record is from RefSeq and is a predicted model, not a curated record. Lineage: Eukaryota; Metazoa; Chordata; Mammalia; Artiodactyla; Camelidae. The transcript has 3 exons. Gene Ontology annotation, biological process: signal transduction.